AUGAAGACUUCUCAAAUCCUCCUGCCAUUGUUGGCUACCUUUGCCACUGCUUCUCCUCUCGAGGGUCGCCAAAGCACCAAUGUCGGAAUCACUGCCAAUGAAUUCACCAAGGGUGGCUGCAAGCCCAUUAUCUUCUUUUUCGCCAGAGGAUCCACUGAAAUCGGAAACAUGGGAAGCACCGUUGGACCACCAACUGGAGAGGGAAUCAAAAAGGCCUUCGGCGGUGGCAACGUUGCUGUGGAGGGAAUCGACUAUUCCGCCGCGCUCUCCACCAACUUCCUUCCAGGUGGAGCUGAUCUCGCUGGCAUCAAGAAGAUGAAGGAUUUGUUCAUCAGCGCUGCCUCCAAGUGCCCAGAUUCCAUCCUCGUCGGUGGUGGUUACAGUCAGGGAGCCGCCCUUACCCAUCGCGCCAUUGAGGAUCUCCCACAAAACGUCAAGGACAAGAUCGCCGCUGCCGUCACUUACGGUGACACCCAGAACCUCCAAGACCGUGGCCAGAUCCCCAACUUCCCCAAGGACAAGGUCCUGGUCAUCUGCAACGUCGGCGACCUGGUCUGUUCCGGUACUCUUACCAUCCUAGCUCCUCACUUGGACUAUGUUCGCAAAGUCCCAGAGGCUGUUGCCUUCUUCACCAAGAAGAUCAAGGCUGCCCAAUAG
Molecule: messenger RNA, 657 nt
Organism: Venustampulla echinocandica
Lineage: Eukaryota; Fungi; Ascomycota; Leotiomycetes; Helotiales; Pleuroascaceae
Exons: 3
Coding region: 1-657 (218 amino acids)
Biological process (GO): carbohydrate catabolic process
Cellular component (GO): extracellular region
Molecular function (GO): cutinase activity
Source: RefSeq, a predicted model, not a curated record